GUACUUCAGGAAGAGGUUCAGAGAGAGGAGCAGGCCAGCAGGAUCAUCUCCCACAUCAAGACAUCACGAAGCCUCCACAUCAUGUGCCACAUCCCAGUCUUCUGCUGGAUCACUGCUACAGUUCUGGAGGAGGUGUUGAAAACCAGAGAGGGAGGAGAGCUGCCCAAGACCCUGACUGAGAUGUACAUCCACUUCCUGGUGGUUCAGUCCAAACUGAAGAAGGUCAAGUAUGAUGGAGGAUCUGAGACAGAUCCACACUGGAGUCCAGAGAGCAGGAAGAUGAUUGAGUCUCUGGGAAAACUGGCUUUUGAGCAGCUGCAGAAAGGAAACCUGAUCUUCUAUGAAUCAGACCUGACAGAGUGUGGCAUCGAUAUCAGAGCAGCCUCAGUGUACUCAGGAGUGUUCACACAGAUCUUUAAAGAGGAGAGAGGCCUGUACCAGGACAAGGUGUUCUGCUUCAUCCAUCUGAGUGUUCAGGAGUUUCUGGCUGCUCUUCAUGUCCAUCUGACCUUCAUCAAGUCUGGAGUCAAUCUGCUGUCUGAUAAACAAUCAACCUCCUGGUUAUCUAAAGUCUUCAGGGACGAGCCUGAACCAACAGUCUUCUACCAGAGAGCUGUGGACGAGGCCUUACAGAGUCCUAAUGAACACCUGGACUUGUUCCUCCGCUUCCUCCUGGGUCUUUCACUGCAGACCAAUCAGACUCUCCUGCGAGGUCUGAUGUUAAAGACAGGAAGUGGCUCAGAGACCAAUCAGGAAACAGUCCAGUACAUCAAGAAGAAGAUCGAAGAGACUCCCUCUGCAGAGAAAAGCAUCAACCUGUUCCACUGUCUGAAUGAACUGAAUGAUCGUUCUCUAGUGGAGCAGAUCCAACAGUCCCUGAGAUCAGGACGUCUCUCCACAGAUAAACUGUCUCCUGCUCAAUGGUCAGCUCUGGUCUUCAUCUUACUGUCCUCAGAAGAAGAUCUGGACGUGUUUGACCUGAAGAAAUACUCUGCUUCAGAGAAGCUGCUGCCAGUGGUCAAAGCCUCUAACAGAGCUCUACUGAGUGGCUGUACACUUUCAGAGAUAAGUUGUGAAGCUCUGUCCUCAGUCCUCAGCUCCCAGUCCUCUAGUCUGAGAGACCUGGACCUGAGUAACAACAACCUGCAGGAUUCAGGAGUGAAGCUGCUGUCAGCUGUACUAGGGAGACAACACUGUAAACUGGGCGGUCUCAGACUCAGUGGCUGUAAACUGUCAGAGAGAAGUUGUGAAGCUCUGUCCUCAGUCCUCAGCUCCCAGUCCUCUAGUCUGAGAGACCUGGACCUGAGUAACAACAACCUGCAGGAUUCAGGAGUGAAGCUGCUGUCAGCUGGACUGGAGAGACAACACUGCAGACUGGAAACUCUCAGACUGAGUGGCUGUAACCUCUCAGAGAGAAGUUGUGAAGCUCUGUCAUCAGUCCUCAGCUCCCAGUCCUCUAGUCUGAGACACCUGGACCUGAGUAACAACGACCUGCAGGAUUCAGGAGUGAAACUGCUGUCUGCUGGACUGGAGAGUCCACACUGUAAACUGGGGGGUCUCGGACUGAGUGGCUGUAAACUCUCAGAGAGAAGUUGUGAAACUCUGUCAUCAGUCCUCACCUCCCAGUCCUCUAGUCUGAGACACCUGGACCUGAGUAACAACGACCUGCAGGAUUCAGGAGUGAAACUGCUGUCUGCUGGACUGGAGAGUCCACACUGUAAACUGGGGGGUCUCGGACUGAGUGGCUGUAAACUCUCAGAGAGAAGUUGUGAAGCUCUGUCAUCAGUCCUCAGCUCCCAGUCCUCUAGUCUGAGAGACCUGGACCUGAGUAACAACAACCUGCAGGAUUCAGGAGUUAAUCUGCUGUCUGCUGGACUGAAGAAACCACAAUGUAAACUGGAAGGUCUCAGUUUGCGAGGAUGUCUGAUCACAGAGAAAGGCUGUGCUUCUCUGGCCUCAGCUCUGAACUCCAACCCCUCCCAUCUGAGAGAGCUGGACUUGAGCUACAAUCAUCCAGGAGACUCAGGAGUGAAGCUGCUGUCUGCUGGACUGGAGGAUCCGCGCUGGAGACUGGACACUCUUGGGGUGGACCAUUGUGGACCACAGAGACUGAGACCUGGUCUGAGGAAGUAUUCCUGUGAACUGGAACUGGAUGAAAACACAGUGAACAGAAAACUCAGACUGUCUGACAACAACAGGACGGUGACAUUUGUGACAGAGGGUCAAUCAUAUCCUGAUCAUCCAGACAGAUUUGACUAUUGGCCUCAGCUGCUGUGUAGAACUGGUCUGACUGGUCGCUGUUACUGGGAGGUCGAGUGGAGAGGAGUGGUUGAUAUAUCAGUGAGUUACAGAAGAAUCAGAAGGAAAGGAGGCAGUGAAUACUGUUGGUUUGGAGGAAAUGAUCAGUCCUGGAGUCUGAACUGCUCCGAUGUUCUUGGUUACUCUGUCUGGCACAACAACAGAAAAACAUCCAUCUCCUCCUCUGUCUCUCACAGAGUAGCAGUGUAUGUGGACUGUCCUGCUGGCUCUCUGUCCUUCUACAGAGUCGCCGACUCACUGAUCCACCUCCACACCUUCAACACCACCUUCACUGAACCUCUGUAUCCUGGGUUCUGGAUCUCUCCUGGUUCCUCAGUGUCUCUGUGUCUGUAGGUCUGAGAGUCUCACUUCACCAUCACACACACUCUGCACUGUGAAGCAGAUCUGUCUCAGACUCAGACACUGAACAUUCAUUAGUCUGAUUUCAUCACUGUGAUGAUCAACAUUUUACCAUUUUUGUAAAAUGAUUUUCAUUCUGUCUAAUGUUUAUUUUUGUCUCUGUUCAUUCUGCUGUUGUUAUUGUCAGGAUCAAUGAGCAGCAUCCAGCUCUGUUCACAUGUACAACUCUGUAAAUGGACUUUACUGAUAACAUAAUCAAUACACAGGAAACACUUCUACUGCCAGCAACAUGUUUUUAAUUAAUUUAUUAUUUGAGUUAAAGUGUUUUGACAUUCAGUCUUUGAAAAUUCAAGAUUGUAUAACCCAGGUUAGGAUUUAAAAAAUCUUUGGAUUCGUAGAAAUG
Molecule: messenger RNA, 3061 nt
Organism: Seriola dumerili (greater amberjack)
Lineage: Eukaryota; Metazoa; Chordata; Actinopteri; Carangiformes; Carangidae
Product: NACHT, LRR and PYD domains-containing protein 12-like
Molecular function (GO): protein binding
Source: RefSeq, a predicted model, not a curated record